Messenger RNA from Lasiodiplodia theobromae, 1368 nucleotides. RefSeq lists its product as uncharacterized. Lineage: Eukaryota; Fungi; Ascomycota; Dothideomycetes; Botryosphaeriales; Botryosphaeriaceae. The record is from RefSeq and is a predicted model, not a curated record. The transcript has 2 exons. The coding region runs from base 1 to 1368 and encodes 455 amino acids.
AUGGGCCUUCCAACCUCCGAGAAGGACGACGCCGGCUCUCCCGCUGCACCCAGCAAAUCUUUACUGCAAUCUCUUGUCUCUUUCGGCUCGCCGCCGUCGCUCCUGCCCGACCAUGACUGGCUUGUCGGCGUCCGUGGCUUCCUCGUCGUCCAGUCGUUUGUCUGGUGCUUCCUGACCGUGUUCGCGCCGGCCACGGUGAAGGGUGCUGAGAACAUCGACGGCCCGUUCUAUCAGAUCAUCCUCCGCAAGGUCUUCUCGGUGCUUUUCUGGAACGAGUCCCUCAUCUACUCGUCGAUCGUCCUGCUCUCGGCGCGCACCAUCUGUCUCCCGUUCCUGGUGAACCCGAGUCGCCAGGUCGUGGCCAGCCAGGUGUUCCGCCGCGGCAUCCGCCUCUGGAUCCCCACGGCUGUGGCCUUCGGGCUGUCGACGGUCGUGCUCAACCAGAUGGGCCUGGGCUACGUGGACGAGUUCAAGGCGCAAACGGGCAACGUGACGAUUGCGACGCCGGAGCGCAUCCAGAACUUCCUCAACUGGUUCAACUCGAUGUUCGAGAUCUUCUGGGUGAACAAGAACUACGCGACGCAGAAGGGCAGCCUGGCGUUUCCGUCGCAGACGCUGUUCAGCGUCAGCAUCGUCUUCGUGCAGAGCUACACGGUGUACAUGACGAUGAUCUGCAUCCCGUACACGCGGAACUCGUGGCGGGUCAAGGCCUUCCUGUUCUUCAUCGCGACGGCGUGGUGGGUGCAGUCGUGGGCGUGGUACUCGGUCACGGGGGUUCUCCUCGCCGACAUGGUCAUGAACAUGGACUUCAAGGCAAAGGCGCAGCGUGGCAUACCGGUGCGGGUGCCGGGAGGCCGGUCUGUGCGGUGCCCCUCGUAUGUCGCGUAUGCUGUGCUGCUGCUGGCAGGGCUCGUCAUGGAGUACCUGUGGAUCGCGUGGCGGCCGGAGUACGAAAAGGCCGAGUUGAAGGGCCACACGGGCCUGUACAACGCAGGCUCGCUCAACGACGGACUGGACCUGUCGCAGCCGCUGGCGCGCGACGACAAUUACCUGGUCAUCCUGGGCAGCAUGCUCAUGAUGGAGACGUCGGACGUGCUGCAGUGGGUGUUGAAGAACCCGCUCUUCACGUACUUGGGACGCCGCUCGUUCAGCUACUUCCUCAUCCAGGCGACCAUCAUCUACACGGCCGGCAUCAAGCUGUUCCUCCACGUGCGGGUCGACAAGGGCUGGCCGGAGGGCGCGAGCAACAUUCUGUGCCUGGCGGUGUGCUUGGCCACGGUGGUGCCGGGGGCGGAGAUAUUCUAUCGGGCGGUCGACUACCCGAGCCAGGUGCUGGCGCAUGUGGCGUGGAAGUUCAUGAUAGAGUAG